GCCUGCACUCCCUUCUUCUCCACUGCUUCUCUCUCUUCAUUAGCGAUGGAGCUGUUGAGUAGGAGCUUCUUCUCUUUCUCUGUCAUGCCGAUAUGUCUUCUAUUAAUGGCGGCAUUCUCCCGAACAGCGGAAUGCCGGUUUCAAACCGGUGGCGGUGGUCGAGUCACCGCAGGCGGCCAGGAUGGCGGGGGACAGACGGUGGGGGAGACGUACGAGGCGACAAGCUGCCGAGCGCACACGGCGUCGUUGACGGACUUCGGUGGAGUUGGCGACGGUAUAACGUUGAACAGCAAGGCAUUCCAGGCGGCGGUUGAGCAUCUAGCUCAGUUCUCCGGCGAUGGUGGCGGUCUUCUCUACGUUCCACCUGGUAGGUGGCUCACCGGACCUUUUAAUCUUACUAGUUGCAUGACGCUCUUCCUCCACCACGACGCCGUCAUCCUCGCCACUCAGGAUAUAAAUGAAUGGCCGAUCAUCGAACCAUUGCCCUCAUAUGGCCGUGGAAGGGAUGCCCCUGGUGGAAGAUAUAGCAGCCUCAUAAUGGGAUAUAAUCUCACUGAUGUGAUUAUCACUGGUGACAAUGGAACUGUCGAUGGUCAGGGAGACUUCUGGUGGGCAAAGUUCCAUCAUAAGCAGCUCAAGUACACCAGGGGCUACCUUGUUGAACUUCAGUACUCAGAUCAGAUCUUCAUAUCAAAUCUUCUGUUCCUGAAUUCUCCAUCCUGGAACAUCCAUCCAGUUUAUAGCAGCAACAUUGUUGUGAAAGGCAUUACAAUCUCUGCUCCAGUUCAUUCUCCAAAUACUGAUGGCAUCAAUCCAGAUUCAUGUUCUCAUGUUCGAAUCGAGGAUUCCUACGUCGUGUCGGGAGACGAUUGCGUCGCCAUAAAGAGUGGCUGGGAUGAGUAUGGCAUCGCCGUCGGAAUGCCUAGCGAGCACAUUAUUAUCCGUCGUCUCACCUGCAUUUCACCAACCAGUGCAACAAUUGCACUAGGGAGCGAGAUGUCCGGUGGCAUCCAGGAUGUUCGUGCCGAGGACAUAACUGCUAUUGACACCGAAUCUGGCGUACGAAUCAAAACCGCCAUCGGUCGUGGGGGCUUCGUCAGGGAUAUAUUCGUUCGACGCAUGACUCUCCAUACAAUGAAGUGGGUCUUCUGGAUGACUGGCAACUACAAUUCUCAUCCAGAUGGAAAAUAUAAUCCUGAAGCAAUUCCAGAUAUUGAAGGCAUAAACUAUAGCCAUGUUGUAGCUGAAAAUGUAACUACUGCAGGAAGACUGGAAGGCAUAGAGAAGGCACCAUUCAAGGGGAUCUGUAUAUCCAAUGUGUCAGUUGAAGUGAGGAAGGCUAAGAAAACCGCAUGGGUUUGCGAGAAUGUGGAGGGUGUAUCGAGCGGUGUGACGCCGGCGCCUUGCGUCGCAUUGAAGGAUGAGGGGAUGGAAGCAACUGAUUGCCCAUUCAGAGAGGAUAGGCUUCCCAUAGAGGAUGUGGAAGUGAAGGACUGCUCAUUACCAUUUAGUUACAGACUCUGAAGUGCUGCAGUGAGAACUUGGCUUAGUAUAGAUUGUGAUUAACAUUAUGGGUUCUGAAUUCUGUAUUAUCAUCUGGAAGAUAUAGAAAAUAUGCCUCAUAAGUAAGAUUUAGUGUAAUACUGGACGAAAUGCCUCAUGAGAUAGAUCUCCAUCGCUUAUGAAUGAAAUAUUGGCUUUA
This is a messenger RNA of Dendrobium catenatum, 1702 nucleotides long. RefSeq names its product probable polygalacturonase. The record is from RefSeq and is a predicted model, not a curated record. Lineage: Eukaryota; Viridiplantae; Streptophyta; Magnoliopsida; Asparagales; Orchidaceae. Bases 46 to 1524 code for a protein of 492 amino acids. The transcript is spliced from 6 exons. Gene Ontology annotation, biological process: carbohydrate metabolic process. Gene Ontology annotation, molecular function: polygalacturonase activity.